ACAAGCACCUGUGAUCGACAAUUGUCCUUCGAAUGUAAGGACCAACAACGCUAUGGUAACCUGGACACCAGAACCAACAGCUACUGACGAUGAUGGGACAACUCCUGAAGUAAUCUGUAUUCCAGCCGCUGGCAGUUCAUUUCCAGUCGAUGAGACAACAAAUGUUGUUUGUAACGCGAGUGAUGCUGCUGGAAAUGAGGCCAUCUGCACUUUUAAUGUAACUGUAGAUCAACAAGCACCUGUGAUCGACAAUUGUCCUUCGAAUGUAAGGACCAACAACGCUAUGGUAACCUGGACACCAGAUCCAACAGCUACUGACGAUGAUGGGACAACUCCUGAAGUAAUCUGUAUUCCAGCCGCUGGCAGUUCAUUUCCAGUCGAUGAGACAACAAAUGUUGUUUGUAACGCGAGUGAUGCUGCUGGAAAUGAGGCCAUCUGCACUUUUAAUGUAACUGUAGACCAACAAGCACCUGUGAUCGACAAUUGUCCUUCGAAUGUAAGGACCAACAACGCUAUGGUAACUUGGACACCAGAUCCAACAGCUACUGACGAUGAUGGGACAACUCCUGAAGUAACCUGCAUUCCAGCCGCUGGCAGUUCAUUUCCAGUCGAUGAGACAACAAAUGUUGUUUGUAACGCGAUUGAUGCUGCUGGAAAUGAGGCCAUCUGCACUUUUAAUGUAACUGUAGAUCAACAAGCACCUGUGAUCGACAAUUGUCCUUCGAAUGUAAGGACCAACAACGCUAUGGUAACCUGGACACCAGAUCCUACAGCUACUGACGAUGAUGGUACCACUCCAGAAGUAAUCUGCUUUCCAGCCGCUGGUAGUUCAUUUCCAGUCGAUGAGACCACAAAUGUUGUUUGUAACGCGAGUGAUACUGCUGGAAAUGAGGCCAUCUGCACUUUUAAUGUAACUGUAGAUCAACAAGCACCUGUGAUCGACAAUUGUCCUUCGAAUGUAAGGACCAACAACGCUAUGGUAACCUGGACACCAGAUCCAACAGCUUCUGACGAUGAUGGGACAACUCCUGAAGUAAUGUGUAUUCCAGCCGCUGACCAACAAUGCUAUGGUAACCUGGACACCAGAUCCAACAGCUACUGA
Patiria miniata (bat star) is the source of this 1102-nucleotide messenger RNA. Its product is annotated as hyalin-like. The transcript is spliced from 6 exons. NCBI's taxonomy places the organism in Eukaryota, Metazoa, Echinodermata, Asteroidea, Valvatida, Asterinidae. Bases 53 to 1102 code for a protein of 349 amino acids. The record is from RefSeq and is a predicted model, not a curated record.